AGUAAAGCGGGGCGUUCUUUUGGAGAAAGUUAAAAUUGUAAAAUUGGGGGGUUUUCCCCCCAGACUAUUCUCCUGCAGUUUUAUUGUUCCGGCCAACACUGUCUUAAUUUUAAUAUGUAUUAUGCAACAAUUUCACUGAUUGAAAAAUUAAACAAUUUUCAUAAAGAUCCGAUCUGAAAUGUUUACAAGAUUUGAUAGUAUUAGUAAGACAAAUGAUCUUCCCUACUUGUGCCGUGGUAAUGCUGUAAGAUAUAGCCGGGAAAAUUCCCAGAUGGAUGUAAUAAACCUGAUUGGUUAAAAGAAUAAAGCACAAGGUCAUUACAAAUACAUGUAUGAAGUAUUUUUAUUGAACAUCUCAUGAUGAAAUGGCCCAGUCAGAGAUUGAGAGAGAAGAUUUGAUUCCGGUACCAGAAGAUCCUUAUCCUCAGCAAGAUCAAUGUCGUCUGUGGAUAGGAAAUAUUGACCCAAAAAUAACAGAAUUCACCAUUUUAAAAUUGUUACAGAAAUUUGGUCAGUUGGUCAGAUUUGAUUUUUUAUAUCACAAAUCUGGGCCUGAUAAAGGCAAGUCAAGAGGCUAUUGUUUUGUUAGUUAUAAUACCAAAGAGGAGGCUACUAAGGCUUUGCGUAAAGUAAAUGGUAAAUUUGCCUUAACAAAGAAACUUGUUGUCAGAUGGGCCCAUAUUGAACCAGACACCAGUAUUGAAUCAAAGAAGAAAGCACCACAGACUGUGGUAACAAAACCAAUUGAACAUGCAGAAGUUAGCAUUCAUAGUAAAAUAAAGGAAAUAGAGGCCAAACUACAUUCUAUGAAAAAAUCACAAAGUGACUUUUCAAUAUCAACAGAAAUUAAUGCAGUGCCAGGAACAAGCAAAUUAAGUGCAGUGAAUGUUAUAUCGAACACUAAGAAAAAUCAAAACUAUAAACCCUAUGAUAAAUCAAGUAGUCGUGCACAUCACAAUAGGAAAAGAUGAUAGUGUUAUUGGUUUACAGUUUAAUAUAUUACAUAUAAUACAUCAAUUAGAUUAGAUAUGAUAUUUUCUGUGAAAAUCAUACAAAAUUAGACAAACAGUGAUCUGGUUAAGAGUAGAAUACCAAACACAAAUUUUCUUCAAGUAUGCCUUUUCUAGGAUAAUAAGAGUAUCAACCAGGCCUUGGAGUCUCACUUCCACUUUGGUAACAUCUGUAAAGCUGUGUAUACACUAGCCAAAUGAUUCGGUCGAAUCAAUCGGCAUCUAAAUUCGCCUAGUGUGUCCACUGUCAUACGGACGAAUGAUUCUCCCAAAUCAAAUAUGUUUGAUAUAUUCGACCGAAUUUUCAUUCAACCGAAUUAUAUUCGUCUAGUGUGUCCGUUUCGAUGAAGCAUUUGCACGAUUGUAAAAUUCAUUAGCCAAUCACCACUCAUCAUUGCCUCAUAUCAAGAAGUCAUGUGAUUGUUUGAAGACACGUUCUCCGCCAUGUUCAAUCAUGUGUCGGGAAAGGUGAUGCAAUCAACUGGUGAAUUGGGCGAAUGAUUCGUGUAGUCUGUCCACUCAUUCAGACAAAUAAAAUUCGGCAUUGAUUGAUUCAGGCAAAUGAUUCAGCUAAUGUGUCCACCUCUUAACAUAUAAAUUUUGUUAAUUAUCAAAAUUGAUUUCAACUAAUAUUUAAUCUUUCGAAAACCUAAACAGGUGUUUUAUAGUCCGCAUAUUAGAAUGCUUCUCGCUUUGGUGGAUAUGACAAUCCAUACAACUAAAGCUAAAACUAGAGAAAAACGGUUGUGUUAGAUACCAUUAAAAAAUCAUAAUUGUCCAAUUGAUGAAAUAUUUUACGCAUGUAUUUAUUUGUUGAUAUUAUAAGAGAUUAUGUCAAUUUUCUUGUGCCAUGUGACUAUGAGUGUGAUCUGUAAAACUGUGACAUGUUUAUGUAGUGUAGUCUGUAUGUUUUAAUGUUCAGUUCCAAAAUGCUACACAUUAUUUUUUUUUAUUUUUUCAUAUUAUUGUUACAUUGGGAGCCUCGGUGGCUCUGUGAUUAAGAUGUUGGCCCGAUUACCUAGGUUCUGUGCUCACCAAUUUGAUAUAAUUUCCUUCAUAGCACACUGCAUAUCAUAUGCCCGUCUUCAUUAGCUCGGAUGGAGCAGAAAAGUAGGACGUUAAAGCAAAUUUCAAUUCAUGUUUCAUCAGACUUUUCUGGAAUUUUGAUAUAAUUUCCAUUAUACCACGUAACCACACUGCAUGGCAUAUGCCCGUCUUCAUUAGCUCGGAUGGAGCAAUAGAGUAGGACGUUAGAGCAAAUUUUAUUUCAUGUUUCAUCAGACUUUUUUAUUUCUUUCAUUUCUUGUAUAUUUAUUGUAUUAAAGAUUAAAAUCAAAUAAUAUUGUACGUAUUUACAUGCCCACAUUUAAAUGUGAUCUUAUAUUGUUUGUCUUUUGGAGGGUUGUUACAGAGUAGUGUAACUAUUGCCAUUUAGAUCAAAUGAUCUGUCAUGAAGUGAAGUGUCAAGAUUUGCAUGUGACAAGAAGUGAACUUUCUCCAAGUUCUCUAGUUUCCUCCCACUACCUAAGAGCAUUGUUCACAAGUUUGACUGACACUGACUGAUAUUUUUAGCCAAACAAGUCUAGUAAGUUUGAAAAACAAGAUCUCAAAUACUCUGACCUGUUAAAGCGAGAAUUUCAAAUUUUCUAAGAAAGUCAAAACAUAAUUAUUUCUAGGUCUUUUGCUCAAUAGGUUAUCAAAUCACUAUUAUACGAUCAUGGGCAUUAUUUCCCACCCUUAAAAAUCUAUGACACAGGAAAUAAUAACACAAUUACCUCUCCUGUUUUGCUAUUGACAACAUGGGGCAGCCAUUUUCAAACGUUGGAAUUUGAAGUUAAAAAUGAUAUUUUUGCCAAUUUCUCAGCUGGCAAUAGCGAAUUAUAGGAUUAUUCUUUAACAAGGUAGGACUGUUUAUGGAUACCAUCUAUUUUAAGGCUUUAUUUUAAUAUAUUUUAAAAAUAUAACUUGAAAAUUUGCAAUUGCAACUUUAAGCAUUUACUAAAUACAAGGUUUUGGUGACAAGAGCAUAUAUUUUGUAUAUUGAGGUUGGUUGCCUUUUAGCAUCAUUGUUGCUAUAUUUUUGCAACAUUCUCAGAGCUGUGUAUAUGUCUUUACCUGGCAGCAAUUGUUUAAAUUUUUAGAAAUUGAAUAUAAAUUACAUAUACCACUUAUUGCUAAUAUGUUGCAGACAAUACAGAAAUACUGCUCAACAAAACAGUGUUUAUUAGCAAUUGAUGGGGGACCGUACCACACACAAACAAAACCCAUAAAACAAACCUGCGAAGAUACAAAAACUACAUAGAAAUUGCAAACAACAAACAUAUAUAUAAAAUCAAGUGAAUGGAUCCAUGGGCUAAACAAAUCAUUGGAGGAUAAUUAGCAGUCAAAACAACACUAGUAAUUUUGUUAAUACAAUGAUUUGUAUAAUUUGAAUUCUAAUAAAAGUGGUUUUCCUGA
Messenger RNA from Patella vulgata (common limpet), 3467 nucleotides. Its product is annotated as probable RNA-binding protein 18. The record is from RefSeq and is a predicted model, not a curated record. Gene Ontology annotation, molecular function: RNA binding. The coding region runs from base 366 to 971 and encodes 201 amino acids. NCBI's taxonomy places the organism in Eukaryota, Metazoa, Mollusca, Gastropoda, Patellidae. The transcript is spliced from 8 exons.